GAACCACAUCCUCCUCAUCUGACGCUCUCUUGCUUUUCGUUGGGACCACGCUAAUCAAACUACCUAUCAUGAAUCUUUCCGCGCAACACAAUACCACACUAUCCACCGUGAAGCAUGGCGCGCCACACAAAACCAGACCAUUAAGGAUUAUCGUUGCUACGGGGCCGCAGUGGACGGACGAUGAGAUAGGCAGUCGCCUCGCAUCCCAACUUGACCAACACACCUACGCCACUCUGUGCGAAGCUAUCUCUCAUGAAGACAUGCCAUACGACAGAGACUGGAAUAAUCUUUCCCGCAGCAUCGGCCUUCCAGCUGGGUUUCCACUUCUUGCAUCAGACAUUGAGCUUCAGGACAACCCCUUGGACUGUCUCCGCUCUCUUCUCCGCUCCCUUUCUGGCCGACAACUUGCGACUACCAGCUCUUCGCACACCACACGCGUGAAGUAUUACAAGUUCCUGUUGCUUCGCGCUAUGCAAGCGGUGGAGUCAGCCUUAGACUUGCAAGGCUCUGCCGACCAGUGCGCGAGUACGGGAGGGGAGAUCCAUCACACAGCGCCUCUUGGGCGCCGCCAACGCGAAGCGGAAACUCUACUCAAGACGGCCCACGAAGUCCUACAACGCUUAAAUCGCCUUCUUAAACUUCGGCAUCUCGUAGGCGACGUGCUGAACGAUCUGUGACUGUUUUCUGAGGGUUUAUUUUCCACGUAUCUGUCUAUCGUUGUUUUGAAUUGCUGUCGACUACAUACAUACCCCUUAGUAUCUGCGCCAUGUAUUAUGCCCAUCACCCUCUCAUACUCCUGUCCAUUCAC
Stereum hirsutum FP-91666 SS1 is the source of this 808-nucleotide messenger RNA. RefSeq lists its product as uncharacterized. Bases 69 to 677 code for a protein of 202 amino acids. The transcript is spliced from 3 exons. NCBI's taxonomy places the organism in Eukaryota, Fungi, Basidiomycota, Agaricomycetes, Russulales, Stereaceae. The record is from RefSeq and is a predicted model, not a curated record.